AUGCAAGCACCUUUAACUGUUCCUUGUGAGGAAACAAAACCCGGCCCAACCUCCAAAGCCAGCUCUUCAUUCCCAGGCGCCGGGGACGCCAGCACCGCCGGACCCGCCCGCCGACGUGCCAGGGCCCCGGCGCCCAGGGAGCUCGCCCGGAGGACCUCGAGGCGGGGCCGCCCGGCGCGGGGAGCUGGGAGCCCCGAGGACCGCGAGGCGGGGCCGCCCGGCGCGGGGAGCUGGGAGCCCGGAGGCGGCGAGCUCCCCGCGCGGUUGUCCAGGACCCAAAGCCGCGCUGCCCCCACCGGACCUGAGCGCUUCCCUCCAGGACCCGCAACUUCCUCGGGCCGCCCAGCCAAGCCGGGAGCCCGCGCCCUAGGCACCCCUACCUGCAGGGCCAGCCUCUCCGGACCCGGGCACCGAGCUCUUCGUGGAGAUGCUGCCGCCGCCCUCCCCCUCCCCCCCGUGCUUCGGCGCGCCCUGCUGGCCUGCUCCUGGAGUGGGACCAGGCUUCGGUGGAAACACGCCUCCUCCCUGAAGGUGGCCAAUGAGCCCAUCUUGGCGUUCACCAAGGGCAGCCCCGAGCGAGAGGCACCGCAGAAGGCCUUGAAGGACCUGAAGGGCCGGACGGAAGCCAUCCCGUGCGUGGUGGGGGACGAGGAGGUGUGGACCUCGGAUGUGCAGUACCAGGUGUCGCCCUUUAACCAUGGACACAAGGUGGCCAAGUUUUGCUAUGCAGACAAGGCCCUGCUCCACAAAGCCAUUGAGGCCGCGCUGGCCGCCAGGAAGGAGCGGGACCUGAAGCCCGUCACAGACCGGGCCCAGAUCUUCCUGAAGGCAGCAGACACGCUGAGCGGGCCGCGCAGGGCAGAGGUCCUUGCCAAGACCACGGUGGGACAGGGUAAGACAGUGAUCCAAGCGGAGAUGGACGCGGCGGCCGAGCUGAUCGGCUUCUUCCGAUUCAACGCCAAGUUUGCCGUGGAGCUGGAGGGGGAGCAGCCCAUCAGCGUGCCGCCCAGCACCAACCGCGUGGUGAACCGGGGGCUGGAGGGCUUCGUGGCGGCCAUCUCCCCUUUUAACUUCACUGCGAUCGGCGGCAACCUGGCGGGGGCGCGCCUUUGGAAGCCCAGCGACACGGCCAUGCUGGCCAGCUACGCCGUCUACCGCAUCCUCCGGGAGGCUGGCCUGCCCCCCAACAUCAUCCAGUUUGUGCCAGCAGACGGGCCCACAUUUGGGGACGCUAUUACCAGCUCAGAGCACCUGUGCGGCAUCAACUUCACAGGCAGCGCGCCCACCUUUAAAAACCUGUGGAAGCAGGGAGCCCAGAACCUGGGUCGUUUUCGCGCCUUCCCACGCCUGGCCGGAGAGUGCGGUGGGGAGAACUUCCACUUGGUGCACCGCUCAGCAGACGUGGACAGCGUGGUGAGCGGGACCCUGCGCUCAGCCUUCGAGUACAGCGGCCAGAGGUGCUCAGCCUGCUCCCGCCUCUACGUGGUGCCUCACUCGCUGCGGCCUCAGAUCAAAAAGCGGCUGCCGGAGGAGCACAGCAGGAUCAAAGUGGGCGACCCUGCGGAAGAUUUCGGGACCACCUUCUCUGCAGUGAUUGGUGCCAAGUCCUUUGGUCGCACCAAGAAGUGGCUGGAUCACGCCCGCUCCUCGCCCAGCCUCACCGUCCUGGCGGGCGGCAAGUGUGACGACUCUGUGGGCUACUUCGUGGAGCCCUGCAUUGUGGAGAGCAAGGACCCUCAGGAGCCCAUCACGAAGGAGGAGAUCUUCGGGCCUGUGCUGACCGUGUACGUCUACCCAGAGGACAAGUACCGGGAGACACUGCGGCUGGUGGACAGCACUACCAGCUACGGCCUCACGGGGGCAGUGUUCGCCCAGGAUAAGGACGUUGUCCUGGAGGCCACCGAGAUGCUGAGGAAGGCUGCCGGCAACUUCUACAAGUCCACUGGCUCGGUGGUGGGCCAGCAGCCCUUUGGGGGGGGGGGGGGGGCCCGAGCCUCCGGAACCAAUGACAAGCCCGGGGGGCCCCACUACAUCCUGCGGUGGACGUCGCCCCAGGUCAUCAAGGAGACCCACAAACCUCUGGGGGACGGGUGCUACUCGUACAUGCAAUGAGCCCGCUCGGCGCCUCUGCCGUCCACCUGUCUGUCCCUCCAGGUGACUGACCUCGGUGCACUGGGCCCACCCAGCCCCUCCCCCCUGCUCCCCGUGGGGCGGCCCCUUUUCUAGAGCCAAGGGCUGGCCCCCAGCCCCCCACUGGCCCGUAUCCUGGCCUGUCCCACAUCUCGGGGUCAGGCGCCCAGCCCUGGUUCGAUCCUGCUGGGAGGGGACAGGCGUGCUGCUGCUCAUCCCAUCCGCCGUCCUAGGAAGUACAUCUCAGAGGCUGACCUUGGUGCCGGCUGGCUCGCCAUCUUUUCUCCUCUGUCUUCUGCACUGUGGCCAGUGGUUUAGCAGGGCUGGGGAACGUCUGGCCCAAGGGCCAUACAAGGCCCACAAAAUCAUUUGGUCUGGCCCUGCCAAAGCAUUAGGGGUGAGUUAAUUAAAUGUUUGG
Molecule: messenger RNA, 2548 nt
Organism: Eptesicus fuscus (big brown bat)
Lineage: Eukaryota; Metazoa; Chordata; Mammalia; Chiroptera; Vespertilionidae
Product: delta-1-pyrroline-5-carboxylate dehydrogenase, mitochondrial-like
Molecular function (GO): L-glutamate gamma-semialdehyde dehydrogenase (NAD+) activity
Source: RefSeq, a predicted model, not a curated record